GAGCGGGGCGGAACUCCGCGGGAAGGGUGGGAAAGGUGGGUCUCCCAGAGCUGAUGGGUAUUACGUGGACCGUGACGCUCCGGCGUGCGCUUUGCAGCGCGGGAAUAAAGACCGUACGCGUCCCGCCUGGAUGUCUGGUCGCAAGACUGCUUGUGGUGGCGCUCCAUGAAGCUGGGUCCAGCUGAAGGCCAGUUGCGCUGGCUCUGCUCUGGGCUUUAAAGAUGAAUGAAAAGAAGAUGGAAACAGUUCCUCAGGAGCGGAAACUUCCUGAAUGGAUGUCUGUGCAGAAUAAGCGAUGUGCUGUCGAAGAAAAAAAGAUAUCUGUUCCAAAGAGUGUUUUUGAAGAUGACCUCCCCUUCUUAGAAUUCACUGGAUCCAUCGUAUAUAGCUAUGAAGCUAGUGAUUGUUCAUUCCUGUCAGAAGAUAUUAGCAUGAGUCUAUCUGAUACAGAUGUGAUAGGAUUUGAUAUGGAAUGGCCACCAGUAUAUAGUAAAGCGAAGCUGAGCAGAGUUGCGCUGAUUCAGUUGUGUGUGUCAGAGAACAAAUGUUACUUGUUUCACAUUUCUCCUAUGUCAGUUUUUCCUCAGGGAUUAAAAAUGUUGCUUGAAAAUGAAGCAAUUAAAAAGACAGGGGUAGGAAUUGAAGGAGAUCAAUGGAAACUUCUUCGUGACUUUGAUGUUAAAUUGAAGAGUUUUGUGGAACUGACAGAUGUUGCCAAUGAAAAGCUGAAAUCUACAGAGACAUGGAGCCUCAAUGGUUUGGUUAAACACCUCUUAGGUAAACAGCUUCUGAAAGAUAAGACUAUCCGCUGUAGCAACUGGAGUAAUUUUCCACUCACUGAGGACCAGAAACUGUACGCAGCCACUGAUGCUUAUGCUGGUUUUAUCCUUUAUAAAAAAUUAGAAAGUUUGGAUGAUGCCUCACAAGUCUUUACUAUAAGUAAAGAAGAGGAAAUACUACUGAGUGGUGUGAAGAAACAGUUGACUUACAUUUCUGUAGAGAUGAUGGACCUUGCUAACCAUCUUCCUGAUACUUUGACAAAAUUGGAAAAUCCAGAGAGGGUUUUUAUACGACUAAGGAAUAUUUCAGAAAAUCUUUGUUCAUUGAAGGAAAUGAUAUUAGGUCAUUCUAACGCCAAUACUGAGCCGAAGUCCACCGUUAAUUUUAACAUGUUACCACUGGAAGAUCCAUCUGACGAAGUGUCACAUAAGCAAAUUUAUGGAGAACAUCAAAUUUUUACAAAAGUUGAAGAAGAGGAAGGGGAUACAACACUGAGUAAUUUAAUGCAAUGUGAUGUAGAAAAUAUACUUAGAGAUGAAGUGAAACAAGGAGAAACUGGAUAUAUAGGUGGGCUAGAAGACACUAAGUUGAAAGAGAACACAGAACGAACUUGUUUGAUGUCGUUAGACAUUACAGAAUCAGAACUCCAGGCUUUGGAACAGCAGGCUCAGGAAAAAAUUCAGAGUGAUGUUAACUGCAAAUCUGAGGAUAAUGAAGAUGACAUAUCUUACAUAAUUGAAAGUGAUGAAGAUUUAGAAAUGGAGAUGAUUAAGUCUUUAGAAAAUCUAAAUAGUGACAAAGUAGAUCCAAUUCACUCAAAAUGCAUAGAAAUGGAAAGAAAUCUGGAUCUUCCUUCUGAAGAAGAUGAUGAAGAUGAGGAUGAAGCUCUUGGAGAGGAUGAAGUUGGUGAAGAUCACUCAUUACCAGGUCCUAGUGCAGAUCAAGUUAUUUGUCUCAAGACUUACUUUGGACAUUCCAGUUUUAAGCCGGUUCAGUGGAGAAUAAUUCGUUCUGUAUUGGAAGAAAGAAGAGAUAAUAUUGUUGUCAUGGCAACUGGUUAUGGGAAGAGUUUGUGCUUCCAGUAUCCUCCUGUUUAUGCAGGUGGAAUUGGCCUGGUCAUCUCUCCUCUCAUUUCUUUGAUGGAAGAUCAAGUGCUUCAACUUGAGAUGUCCAACAUUCCAGCUUGUUUUCUUGGGUCAGCACAGUCAAAAAAUACUCUUAAUGAAGUUGAAUCAGGCAAAUAUCGUAUUGUAUACUUAACUCCAGAAUUUUGUUCUGGUAACUUGAACCUACUUCAGAAACUUGACGCUAAUAUUCGUAUUACACUUAUUGCUGUGGAUGAGGCUCACUGUAUUUCUGAGUGGGGACAUGAUUUUAGGAAUUCAUACAGGACUCUGAGCUCUCUAAAGACAGCAUUCCCACUGGUUCCAAUUGUUGCACUCACUGCUACUGCACCGCCUUCCAUCCGGGAAGAUAUUAUACGUUGCCUAAAAUUAAAGGAUCCUCAGAUUACCUGUACUGGUUUUGAUCGACCAAACUUGUAUUUAGAAGUUGGAAGGAAAACAGGAUCCAUCCUUCAGGAUAUCAAGCAAUUUCUUGUCAAGGAGACAAGAAUUAAGUCAAGACCUCUGUGGUUCUGGAGUGCCACCUUAGUGAGAGAGUUUAUCUGUCUCUGGAGAGACUCCAAGCUGUCAGGUGAAGUUGAUGGACCAUUGAAGUUGAUCUUCGAUGAGUCCAGCUGUAUAAUGUCCCAAAGCACCUCCAGCAAGCCCAAUGGAGGCAGUCAGUCCAAUGCCAAUGACCAGGGGAAGAAACACUGCACGUCUGGUCCUUGGAUCAUCUUGUCUCAUUUUGAAGACAAACAACUACGAAAAGCCUCCUUGGAUAUUAUGGGAACUGAAAAAUGCUGUGAUAAUUGCAGGUCCAGAUUGGAUCAUUGCUUUUCCAUUGAAGACUCAGAUGAUACCUCUCAGGACUUUGGUACAGAAGCAUUUCAGCUAUUAUCUGCAGUGAGCAUCCUAGGAGAAAAGUUUGGAAUUAAGAUGCCAAUUUUAUUUCUCCGAGGAUCUUCUUCUCAGCGUCUUGAAAAUUAUCGCAGUCACAGUUCCUUUGGCAUUGGAAAGAAUCACACAGAGAGUUGGUGGAAGGCUUUAUCCCACCAGCUCAUGACUGAGGGAUUUUUGUCAGAAGUUUCUGGACAAAGCAAAUACAUAAAGAUUUACAAACUUUCAAAAAAGGGCAGAGAUUGGCUUGACAAAGCCAAUAGAGAAUUUCCUCAGAAACUUAUUCUUCAAGCUAAUGAAGAAUUAUGUCCAAGGGAGCUUUUACCAAGGUUCAUUUCUUUUAAUCCAGGCACUCAACAGUAUUCCUCUAUUCAAGUACCAACUGAAUUAACUACAGAGAAGAAGCAGUAUAACUUGGAGAAGUUGUAUUCUUACAAAGUACCUGAUAAAAUUUCUGAGAGUAGCAUUCUUAAAAAAAGAAUCAAUGUACAGUCGUCAGACAAAUCUUACAAUUUCCCAGGACCUGUUAUUUCAGCUCAAGAGCAGGAGAAUCAGACUGUGUUAUAUAGCCAGUUGGUAGAAUCCAGGCAGAAACAUGCUAAUAAAAUGGAUAUUCCUCCAGCUAUUCUGGCAACAAAUAAGAUACUGGUGGAUAUGGCCAAAAUGAGGCCUACUACUGUUGAAAAUUUAAAAAAGAUCGAUGGUGUUUCUGAGGGCAAAGCUACCAUGUUGGUCCCCCUUUUGGAAGUUGUCAGACAUUUCUGUCAAAUAAAUUGUGUUCAGACAGACCUCUUUUCAAGUACAGAGCCUCAAGAAGAGCAGAAGAAACUUUCACAGUCUGUUUCCAUCACAUAUUCUUUAUUUCAAGAAAAGAAGAUGUCUUUGAAAAGUGUAGCUGAGAACAGGAUUCUGCCUCUCACAGCAGUUGGCAUGCAUUUAUCCCAAGCGAUGAAAGCUGGCUACCCAGUCGAUCUGGCAAGAGCCGGCCUGACUCCAGAGGUUCAGAAGAUUAUUGCUGAUGUUAUCCGAAACCCUCCCAUCAACUCAGAUACAAAUAAAAUAAAACUGAUUCGAAUGUUUGUUCCUGAAAGCAUUGACACAUACCUUAUUCACCUGGCGAUUGAGAUCCUGGAAAAAGAUAGUGACAACAGACUGCUAUGCCAACCUUCACGGGAUUCCAACAAAAAGAGAAAUCUCCCUAGCCCUGAGGAGAGCUGUUCAAGUUCUAAGAGAAGCAAGGAAGAAGAAAGCUCAAAUAUCACCAAGGUUGAUGACAAACAUUCUGAUGUUACUUUAUCAAAAGAAGAAUGUCACAGAAAUACACUAAAACUAACUUCUUGGAAUCAACCACUCAGUGAUCCUGAAAUAGAAGACUUAUUUACAGAUUCUUAUUCACAGACUGCAUCUGAGACUUCAAAGAGAAAAGCGCCCGAGAAGGGAAAUUAUACCAGUAAAAACGUAUCAGCGAAAAUAAAAAAGAGGGGCCUUUUUAGUUAAGUUGGCAGUUAAUUACCUGAGUAAUUAAGUCUGUGUCUUGCUUGUGUUAUCAGAGGGGUGUUUUAUUUCAUUUCUGAAAGGAGUAAUACCCGGUUUAAAAAUGAUUCUAAUUUAGGAGUAAAGCUUGCUUAUCUGUUGAAGAACUAGCACCUUACAACAACCUUGCCCAAUUCACAGAGUACUUGAGUCUUGGAGAAUUUGAGUAUAUUGUAAAAUGAAUAUUAAACUAGUUUCUUUUAUGAUUGCUUUGUUAAACUGUGUACUACCUUGUUUUCUAAUUUCUUUAUUCCAACUGUAUAUUUGGAAAAUGUAUGUGUCAAUUUUAUGUAAAUAACGGGUUAGUAGUAUUGUGACUGUAUGUAUGAUAUAUUCUUAAAUUUUCAAGCUUCUGUCUUGCAAAUGAAGAAGGCAUAGAGCAUAUUUAUUCACAAAUUAUCUUUAAGAAGCUUUUCUACACACUCUUAAAUGGUAUUAGUGGGCCAGACUAGUGAAAAUAAAACAAGGUUUUGGACUCUUAAGUGCGGAAGAAUAAGACAAAGACUAAAAGACAAAGACUAAAAGAAUAAAAGACUCCCCAUUGCACUCGAAAACUGUACACUUUGUAUCUAUAUACCAUUUCUAUUAUUUUUCAAUAAAGCAAUGCCAUUCAUACUGGAA
Molecule: messenger RNA, 4937 nt
Organism: Erinaceus europaeus (western European hedgehog)
Lineage: Eukaryota; Metazoa; Chordata; Mammalia; Eulipotyphla; Erinaceidae
Gene: WRN
Product: WRN RecQ like helicase
Exons: 33
Coding region: 222-4280 (1352 amino acids)
Biological process (GO): DNA replication; telomere maintenance; double-strand break repair via homologous recombination
Cellular component (GO): nucleus; nucleoplasm; cytoplasm
Molecular function (GO): ATP binding; nucleic acid binding; 3'-5' exonuclease activity
Source: RefSeq, a predicted model, not a curated record